Cuscuta campestris is the source of this 2280-nucleotide messenger RNA. The record is from the annotation of a GenBank genome assembly. Lineage: Eukaryota; Viridiplantae; Streptophyta; Magnoliopsida; Solanales; Convolvulaceae.
CCCACCUUACUUGGGUUAUCGGAAAAGCCUUUGGACUUGGCCCUCAGAGACGUUGGAAUCUAAUCGGCCGAUUUUUUUCAUAGAAAUCUCCUCAGAACGGCAAAAUGUCUGCGGAUUUGGUUCUGAAGCCGACGUGCAGCGGCUGCGGAUCGCCGUCGGAGCUUUACGGAACCACCUGCAAGCAUUUGACUCUCUGUGUGUCGUGUGGCAAAACCAUGGCUCAGAACCACGGCACCUGCAACAAGUGCGGCGCUCCGAUCACGCGCUUGAUUAGGGAAUACAAUGUUAGAGCAUGCUCUACCAACGAAAAGAAUUACUUCAUCGGGAGAUUUGCUACGGGGUUACCAACUUUUUCAAAGAAGAGGAGUGAGAACAAGUGGAGUCUGCAGAAAGAAGGUCUGCAAGGACGCCAAGUAACUGAUGCUUUGCGGGAAAGGUUCAAGAAUAAACCCUGGCUAUUGGAGGAUGAAUCAGGGCAGUCUCAGUACCAUGGCCAGCCAGAAGGUGCACAAUCAGCAACCUACUACCUACUAAUGUUGCAGGGUAGAGAGUUUGUUGCCAUUCCUGCUGGUUCCUGGUACAACUUCAACAAAGUGGCACAAUACAAGCAGCUUACCCUGGAAGAAGCCGAAGAGAAGAUGAAUAACCGAAGGAAAACUGCUGAUGGGUACCAAAGAUGGAUGAUGAAAGCAGCAAACAAUGGACCUGCUGCUUUUGGAGAAGCUGGAAAGUUCGAUGACAAGGAAGGUGGUGGUGGUGGUGGUGGGAGGGCUAGGAGGAAAUCUGGUGAUGAUGAGGGCAAUGCCUCAGACCAAGGAGAAGAAGAUGAAGACGAUAAUAUGGACAAGAAACAUAGACCAGGGCGCAACAAAAAAGGUGGUGAUGAUGAUGAAGAGGGACCCCGAGGUGAUGAUUGGGAGCAUGAAGAAAUUUUUACAGAUGAUGAUGAAGCUCCAGGAAAUGACCCUGAGGAAAGGGAAGAUCUGGCUCCUGAAAUCCCUGUCCCUCCGGAAAUUAAGCAGGAUGACGAAGAUGAGGAAGAAGCUGAUGGGGAAGGAGGAUGGGGUUUGAGCGAAUCGGGUAAAGAGUUGAAGAAAAUCCUUGGGAAAGCUAAUGGGAUGAAUGAAUCAGAUCCCGAGGAUGACGACGACGACGAGGAAUCAAGCAAUGCAACUUUCGACGUUGAGCCGGGGGUCUCUUUGGAAACAGCCUCUCUACUUUCGAGUAGGGGCAAGGUCUGCGUACACACACCCUCCCCAGACCCUACUCUUGAAGAUGAUUUCUCAUCACCUGUAUUAGCUCCAAAGCCUAAAGUAACUCCUAAAGAAGAACAAGCUGAGGCCAGCAGUCCAGCGAAACCACCUGGUUCGAGCUCCACUCGUGCAAGCUCCUCGAUUUCAAAGUCAGCUAAGGGUAAAAGAAAAGCUAAUGGGGAUGAACCAAAGUCUGCUAAUGGUGUUCCUUCUAAAAAAGUGAAAUCUGAAACGGACGUUAAGCCAGUAAAAGAAGAAGCUGUCACACCUGCUGCCAAUAAUAGCAUGCCCAACAAUCUAUCAUCAUCGUCUGCAGUGCCACCUGCAAGAACUGCUGUAACACCCGUGACUGAAGAUGAAAUAAGAGCUGUUCUGCUGCAGCAAAGACCGGUUACCACUUCGGACCUUGUUAGCCGAUUUAAAUCACGGCUGAAGUCUAAAGAGGACAAGGACACUUUUGCAGCUGUAUUGAGGAAAAUUUCCAGGAUACAAAAGACAGAAACAGCCAAUUAUGUCGUCUUGCGAGAGAGGACUAACCAAUGAAGGCGAAAGAACUAACGGCAACAUAUUUCCGCCAAAGGGUGAAACAACAAACCAACUUUGGCUUUUAUUAUCCGACAUUAAAAAGCAGCAACAGAAUCAUGGCUCAUUGUCAUGCACUGUGAUUGCUUAUUGUUUCAGUUUGCAUUUUCUUAUGAAGAAGCAAUUAAGCCCCCCCACCCCACCCCACCCCACCCCACAACUCUCAACAACAAAAAUCAAAGGUGAUGUGCUGCUUUAUUUGUGGACUGAAAUUCUGUGUGGUUGCAGGGGAGUAAGUUCUGUUAGGAAUCAGAGAUCAGAGGCGGUCAAGCGGAAGCGAACAAACACACACACACAAAUAGCAGAAAAUAAGAACACGAGAUUUAACGUGGUUCGGUCAGUAAACUACUCCACGGGUUGCAACUAGGGUUUAUCUUUUAUUAGGUGCUCACAGAUUAUAGUUACAUGAUUGGGUAUUUAUAAGAUAUAAACUAGGGUUAACAAC